AUGGACGAUGAGUAUACUAUUUGGAUAGGACUGCCAAGAUAUAGUGAGGAGUAUACAAGGGGGAUUAGGUCUUUUAUAGAAAAUGCUUUUCCCAUUUUUGGAAAAGGAGAUGAAAUGCAGUGCCCCUGCAAGAAUUGUAUGAAUCGUAAAUGGCAUCGUCAAGAUGUAGUUUAUGAUCACCUCAUUUGCAGUGGGCCAUCCUCGAUACAUGUCAAGUGGAUUUGUGACAUAUCGAGUUCAAAAAACAGAUCAAGGAAUGAAUCUAUGGGGAAUGAAACAGGAAUGGAUUUUGGAGAUAAUUUAGGUGCCAUGUUCAGGGGUACUGGUAUGAAAUUUGACAAUGUAGGAGAAUCUGAAGAUUUACCAAAUGGAGAGGCAAAAAGAUUUUACGGGCACGUCAAAGAGGGAAAACAACCUUUAUACCCUGGCUGCACUAAUUUCUCUCGAUUAAGCUUCAUGAUCAGACUUUAUUAUUUAAAGUGUGUCCAUGGAAUUAGUGAGUCAGCCUUCAGUGAUUUACUAAAGUUAAUAAAAGAAGCUUUUCCUCAUGCCCACCUGCCUUUAUCAUUCAAUGCCGCGAAGAAUAUUAUUAAAGAUAUAGGUUUAGAUUACAAGAAAAUACAUGCAUGCCGAAAUAGUUGCAUGUUGUAUUGGGCUGAAAAUGAAGAUAAAGAUGUUUGUCACAUUUGUGGUGCUUCGAGGUGGAUUAUACAUGAAAAGAAAGGAAGUGGAGAUAAUGAUCCGAAGCAGAUAAUUCACAAAGUGCCAGCAAAUGUGAUGAGAUACUUUCCCCUCAAGCCAAGGUUACAAAGGUUGUUCAUGUGCAAAGAGUAUUCGAAAAUGAUGACUUGGCAUGCAGUGGGACGAAAAGAUGAUGGCAAACUAAGGCAUCCUGCUGAUGCGGUGGCUUGGAAGACUAUGGACGCUCUUUAUCCUGAAUUUUCUGCUGAAAACCGAAACGUUAGGUUGGGGGUUGCAGCUGAUGGGUUUAAUCCUUUUCGGACGAUGAGUUUAAGUCACAGUACAUGGCCAAUCAUACUUGUGAACUACAACCUUCCACCUUGGUUGUGCAUGAAACAAGAGAACCUGAUUCUAUCCACUUUAAUAUCUGGUCCACAUUCUCCGGGAAAUAGUAUUGACGUGUAUAUGCAACCACUAAUCGCGGAGCUAAAAGAAUUGUGGGAUGUUGGUGUUGAAACGUACGAUGCCUACACCAGUAAAAAUUUUAAUUUACGUGCACGAGUGAUGUGGACGAUAAGCGAUUUCCCCGGAUAUGCCAUGAUGUCCGGAUGGAGCACAAAGGGAUAUCUUGGCUGUCCAAUCUGCCACUAUGAAACUUCUUCAGAAUAUUUGAAGCAUAGUAAAAAAAUAUGUUAUAUGGACCAUAGGAAGUUUCUUGAUCCAACACACAAGUGGCGAUUUGGUAAAAGAAGAUUUAAUGGCAAAGUUGAAUUGAGGGAAAGUCCGCCAAUUUUAUCCGGGACGGAUAUUGAAUUACUGCUCAGGGGUUACGUUAACAGAUUUGGUGGUGCCAAGGAAAAGGGUAAAAAAAGGGACACCCCAAUUAAAAAGAAAAGCAUAUUUUUUGAUUUGCCAUAUUGGUGUCACAAUCCACUUCGACAUAACCUUGACGCAAUGCACAUAGAAAAGAACGUGUGUGACAAUAUAUUAGGUACAUUGCUCAAUAUCAGUGGCAAGUCAAAGGAUCAUAUAAACGCACGUUUGGAUUUGCAGGAAUUGGGAAUAAGAAGGUCCCUACAUCCUGUUGAAUCUGAUGAUGGGAAUCAUGUUGAAAUAAGAGCAGCCAUAUUUGACAUGACUAAUAAGGAGAAGGAAAUAUUUUGCUCCGUAUUGAAGAAUGUCAAGCUCCCUUAUGGUUGCGCUUCUAACAUCAGCAGGUAUGUGCACUCAAGUGAGAGGAAGAUUAUGGGAUAUAAAAGCCACGACGCACAUUUUAUGCUUCACUAUUUGCUAGCAUUUUGUGUCAAGAGAACAUUAAAGCCUGAGGUGGCAUUGCCAUUGAUAAGAUUAAGUGCUUUUCUUAGAGGGUUGUGGAACAAGGCUGUUGACUUGGAAGAUAUUAAGAGGCUGCAACAAGAGAUUAUUGAAAUACUUUGUCAAUUUGAGAUGAUUUUUACACCACCUUUUUUUGAUAUCAUGGUCCACUUGCUUAUUCAUUUAUGCAAUGAAGUAGAGCUUGGUGGACCAGAACACCUUCGUUGCAUGUUUUCCAUUGAAAGGUAUCUUGCGAAGCUCAAAUCCUAUGUUCGAAACAGAAGUAAGCCUGAAGGAUCAAUCGCAGAAGGUUACUUGGCGGAGGAAUGUGUAACAUUCUGCUCUAGAUUCCUGGGUGGUGAUGGGGGGAUGGAAAAUUCCAUGUACUCGACUAACUUGGAGCCCUGCCCAGCAGAAGUGCAGUAUCAUAUUGGUACACGGAAGAAUAAAGAUGGAAAAAUAUUCAAAUUAAAAGAAAUUGAAUGGGAAGCAACUCAUAGAUAUGUCCUGUUUAACUCUGGUAACGAGGACAUUGAGAGGCUAAUUGAGGAGCAUCGAGCUUUAAUGAAUGGGCAUGCUGGUCCGAAAAGAUACAGGACAGAGCGCGCUCAUACAGAUGAGUUUUCAAAGUGGUUAAAGGAGGUGGUUAUUAAAAGGGGAUACAGUUCAAGAGAUUUGGAGGUUUUAGCACUAGGUCCUAAUCGUAGAGCUAAGAGGUUUACCGGAUAUGUAAUCAAUGGUUAUAGAUAUCAUACAAAGUCUAGGGAUUCUCGAUGUACCACACAGAAUAGUGGUGUAUUCUUAACUGCUACAACGACUAGUUUUGCAAGUUCAAAAGACCAAAACCCUAUAGUCAGCAGUGUCAACUACUAUGGAUCAAUCGAGGAAAUUUUUGAACUAGAUUACUGGGGAUCUUUGACAGUGGUUAUUUUUAAAUGUUCUUGGUACCAGGAAGAGAAGGAUAACUUUGGUCUUACUAAAGUGAAUUUUAGUAGAUUGUGCCACAAAAAUGAUCCUUAUGUGCUUGCUUCUCAAGUUCAACAAAUUUUUUACGUGGAAGAUCCCAUUGAGAAGUUGGUGAAUUAUGUUAUUAAAAAACUCCCUAGAGAUUGGUGUGAUUCUGAAAUCCAUAAUGCAAUUCAAGAAGACAUAACAAAAGCUAAUUCACAAGAAGAUGAUUUCGUACCACGGGUACAAACUGAAGUUGUUGAUGGCAGCUGGAUGAGUGAUAUGGAAAUCAAUAUAAGGUUUAACCAUGCUGGGGAGUUUAAGUCCAAAAAUUAUGUUGGUGGAAUCUGCAUGGUUGUAUCACGUGUCGAAGUCGACACCUUUUCUUACACUGUCCUCAUGGAGUAUGUGAGAGAUUACCUCCGUUAUACUGAAAUUGGAGGGGUCUAUUGA
Daucus carota subsp. sativus is the source of this 3396-nucleotide messenger RNA. RefSeq lists its product as uncharacterized. NCBI's taxonomy places the organism in Eukaryota, Viridiplantae, Streptophyta, Magnoliopsida, Apiales, Apiaceae. Bases 1 to 3396 code for a protein of 1131 amino acids. The transcript is spliced from 3 exons. The record is from RefSeq and is a predicted model, not a curated record.